Messenger RNA from Gordionus sp. m RMFG-2023, 1674 nucleotides. Its product is annotated as DNA-directed RNA polymerase III subunit RPC6-like. The transcript has 2 exons. Bases 69 to 1088 code for a protein of 339 amino acids. Gene Ontology annotation, biological process: transcription by RNA polymerase III. The record is from RefSeq and is a predicted model, not a curated record. NCBI's taxonomy places the organism in Eukaryota, Metazoa, Nematomorpha, Gordioida, Chordodea, Parachordodidae. Gene Ontology annotation, cellular component: RNA polymerase III complex.
GAUACGAACAUCAUGAAAUAAAUAAUUUAUUAUGACUGAACAACAAGACAAAGAAAAGUUUUAAAUUAAUGAUUUUAUAUAAUAUUUCCCAAUUAAGAAUUAUAAAUUAUCUAAAAAAAAAUGUUAAUGGUGUUUCUGAUAAAACUCUACGCAAAAAUUUUAUUGACAUUGAUCCCAAAAAUAUAGUCAAUAUUAUUAAUUUAUUACUGAAUGAUGGCUCGUUGAAUUUGUUGAAAUCAUCAAAUAACACAUUAAUAUACAAAUAUAACAAUGUUGAAAAAAAUGCUUCUCAAUUAUUGGAGGAAUCAGAUGAAAAGCUUGUUUAUCAGAUUAUUAAAGAUUCUGGAAAUAAAGGUAUAUGGAUUCGGGAUAUUAGAUACAAAUCAAAUUUAUUGUUGGCACAAUUAAACAAGAUUGUCAAAAAUUUGGAAACCUUGAAAUUGGUUAAAUCAAUCAAAGCAAUAUCAGCCUCUAAGAAAAAAUUAUACAUGUUAUAUGAAAUCGAACCAGAUCAGUCUUUGACAGGAGGGUCUUGGUACUCUGAUCAAGAUUUUGAAUCAGAAUUUGUUGAAAUAUUAAAUAAUCAAUGCUUGAAAUAUAUAUAUCAAGAAAUAAAUUCAAGGAAAAAAAGUUUUAUGAAAGCUUAUAACAAAAUACACCCACUUGUAAUGUAUGUUUCAUCUGUAGAGAUAUUAAAACAUAUAACUGAUUUGGGCAUUUCAAAAAUAUCUUUAAGCUUAGAUGAUAUUGAAAUGAUAAUGGAAACAUUAUUUUAUGACAAUUGUGUUGAAAAAAUUAUUGUAUCACAAUCAUUAUUACCACUUUUUAUUUUAAACAACAUUAGUGAAAAAGCAAAUGAUAAAUUGGUAAAUGAAUAUAUCAAAUUAUAUAAAACAACUCAAUCUUUUUUCCCCUUUUCUAAUAUUUUAUCGGAUAUUGAAAAUUUAGACCCUAUUAAUUCACAGAAUAAAAUAAGUGGACUUUUUUCAGUGCCAUGUGGCAUAUGUCCUACUUUUAAUAAAUGCUCAACAAAUGGAUAUAUAUCACCUAUAACAUGCUCAUAUAUGGGUGAAUGGUUGAAAUAUUGAUUAUAGCAUUUUUUUUAUCUUAAGAAUUAUACCAAUAUUUAAAUAUGUAAAAUAAUUUUUAUUUAUUGACAUAUGUAUUAUAAAAAUUUUUGUAUAAAAAAAUCAUUGAUUGGCAUGGAUGGUAUAAAAUAAAUAUAAAAUUUAGUAUUGUUAAAAAUCCUGAUUUGGGUUGAUUUUUAAAAAUGGCCCAAUUAAGGAGAAGAGAUCCAUCUUUUUGCCAUCUAUGAGAAAAAUCUCUAGGCCUGAUAAUAUUGUUUUGGCUAAAAUCUUAAUCAGGUUGUUUACCCAAAUCUUGCUUUUUAACAACAUUAAUAGCUUAUAUAAAAUUUGAAAUUAAUGGUUUUAUUAUAAAUAAUAGACAAGGAUAUGAAACUGUGUGACACACCUAAACUACACAUUUUUAUUUCAAAUUCAAAUUUGAUAUAAUAAUAAUAUGAUGUCCCAUCAAUGGGUUUUAGCUAAUUUUUUAUAAAUACUAUAAAAUUUACAAUGGAUAUUAAAACAAUAUUCAUAUAAAAGUUCUACAAAUAAAUUUGAUAUAAAAACAAUUGCACAAGUCAUAUUAUAAAAUAUUGCCUUUAUUAUG